AUGAAGUCGCUAUCGGACUACUCAGCCAAUUUCAAGGUCGGAGUAGCCAUCGGUGUGUGUGGCGAGGUGCUCUCUGGUAUCGUCAUCGCCGUUUAUGGAGUGCAAGUCGGCUUGGAAUUGGUCGAUCGUUACCAACGAGAUCAGCCCACAGACCACCUAGAGUGCCCUGCUGCAGGCUUCCAGAGCUUCAUGAACAGCUGCCAGCUCAUUAUGCUAAUCGUUACCAUUGUUCUCUUUGUCCUCCGCGUUGAGCGCAGAAGAGGCCUGUCUCGCAUCCUCGUCGCUCGGUGCAGUAUCGGCAUCAUCGGCUUUGCUGUGGGCGGUAUACUCAGCAUCUUACUCGGCAGUUGCUUCCUAAACCAGGCUACCUGGGGAAAGAUCAUUGGUUGUGUUGGUUACGGCUUCACCAUCAUCAGUGCAUUCCUGCUAGUGCUGGCACCAGAAAUGAGGCAAACCAGGAAGGGUGGCGAGGCGGCUCGGUGGAAUCCUCACGCCUUGGUCUACGCGAAUACAUAA
Molecule: messenger RNA, 516 nt
Organism: Perkinsus marinus ATCC 50983
Lineage: Eukaryota; Perkinsozoa; Perkinsida; Perkinsidae
Exons: 1
Coding region: 1-516 (171 amino acids)
Source: RefSeq, a predicted model, not a curated record